AAAAUCAGCCAGUAUCUAACACACGUUAGCAGAUAGACAGGCCUUGCACUUGGCCACUGCUCUACGCGCCUGACUUAUCUUUCUUUAAAACGUACCUAUUCCUGAAAUAUCAAUUCAACUCAAAUAACAAAUUCGGACAAAAUUUAAGGCAUUGGUACAGAUCAGUCAUUCACCAAGCCCUCAAAAGAAUGAAAAAAAUAGUAAUCUGGGAAACAAUUUCAAAAAUUGAGACGGAAUCAGGAAUAAUAUCAUAUUUUAUACGCAACUCCCAUUUAACACAAUGUUAAUGAUGGGCCUAACCGCUACUAGCGCCGUUAGUUCGCAGGCCGCCGCGAGCUUCACUAAGCCAAGAAAAUGGAUAGGAAGUUGCCAGACCUAUCUAUAUGACCGUGAGUCGGUCUCAGCCGCCAUGUUGGAAUUUUGGGUUCUUGCCGAGUCAGACCUUUGUGAAGAUAAAAUUUUUAAAAUGGGGCGGAGUAAGAUCAAGUUGUGUGGAAUUCCUACCUGUGAUGACGAUAACCAAAUUAGCUAGGCAAAUGUUUUAACUAUGAUUAUUCUAUUGACAUUCAUUUCACAAAUAGCAGAUAACGUGCGGAAAAUGUACAUGACGCUAAUCAUAAUAACGUAAUGUGCAGCGCUAAUAAAGGGGGAAAAAAACCCGUGGGGAUACUUUUAAAACGAAAAUAAUCUCGUGGAAAACUCCCACAGCCAACUAAAACAUCUCAUAAAGCAAAGGAAAGCAGUCCAUAGGUUAAAAUUAGCAGAUUUUUGCAGUUAAUGACUUCGAUUCAUUGAGUACAAGUUCCGUCAACAUUCGACUGAACGCCGCGAUGUAAGAUGAGCGUGUUUAAAAACAAAGGAGCUCCGCGACUCGUGGAGCGCAGGCACGGCGGAAACGAGCAGGCGCGAGUGUCGUGCGCUGCGCAGACGCGGUAUUCAGUCGAGGAUUGCCGGUUGCGCCUGCUAGGGGCCGACCUUGGCGAGUGUCAUUAACGUGACGCGCUGUUCACGCGAGCAGAUGUUACGCAAGAGAAAACAACUCGCAGUGCAGCCGAAGGAGCGGUGCUCAGAAACGCACGGAUCAGUUGAGACGGCAGAUGCCUUGAUAGGGAUGAAGGGGGGAAUUAAUCAGCAAUCCAGAAGACAUUUUCUACGAAGUACGCGUAAAAAUAAAAAUAAAAAUAGCAAGCUUGCAAAUAAUAAAAAAUAUAACACCAUUGUUAAAAAAAAAGUAAACGCAAAACUCACACUCUUUUAACGGGACAGUCGCGUCCAACCCUAAUUCAUGUACAGACAUGGAAAAAAAAAACUGGAAAGAACUAGAAAAUUAUGAAUGAAUGUUCCUGUGUCCCUUCUGUUUGAUAAGAAAACGACGUAAUCACAGAGUUUUAAAAAAUGUGGGAACCAUUUAUGAAACAAUAUGUGCUUUUUGGUAGUCAAAACGUUUUUCUUAACCCUACAUUAAAAUAUCUUUUUGUUGUUUUAUUUGAUCGAUGUUUGCAAAAAAAAAAAAAAAGAGGCUCUCGUUGACUUCCCUGAGCUAGACGACACUAGCCUAAACUUCUCUGGUUCGUAUCCGAAUCAUGUUCCACACGACGUGUAGUGUACGAGUCUGACAAUCUGCACCUAAAUUUUCCAGAGCCAAACAUGGCCAAAAAUAACACAAUGAAAAUAAAAUCACAGUACAAUAAAGAAAUCGAGAUACAGGAAUCGACAGUAAACGGCGACAACAUAAGAACACGACUGGGUACAUUCACAGCAAGCACAUUUUUGUAUCCUGAACCAUCAGUAAAUAAAGAUACAAAAUGAUAAACCCGUGGUCAAAGAGUGGAACAAAGAUAACCACAGUAGCAGAAGCCACACUGUCCAGUGUGGGCCCUCUGGGUCACAAGACGAGUCGAACAAUUUUUUCACAAUAAUUUUCAUUACCAUUGUUUUUAGAUUGUUUUAAAUAUCUUAAAAUGGCCUUGUUAAUUUACAGUUUUAUUGGUUGUUAUAAUUUUUAAAAUUAAUUUUGAUAAAUGGAAAAUGUUUUGGGAAAUACUUAUAACGGAAAUAAGUGUUAAGUUGUCACAGCCUGAAAUAUCCUAGAAAGUUAUGAGAACAUUCAAGGUACACGAAUAAAAUUGUAUUUAGUUUUUAUUGAAUAGUUUUAAAUAAUAUUUAUUAUUUUAAUUUUUUUUAAUACGGCUACUUAAUUUUGGGUGUGUUAUUAUUAAGAGGUGUGCCGGAACCUAAUAUUUGCUGGUGUUGUUGGUGGCGGUCGCGGUCACGUGAGUUCUGGCGCGGGCCGAGCGCGCGCGAGGAGCGGGAGUGGCGGUCAGAGAGAGAGAGAGAGAGAGAGAGAGAGAGAGAGAGAGCGAGAGAGCGAGAGAGCGAGAGAGCGAGUGAGUGAGUGAGUGACUGAGUGAGUGGCCUGUUGGCAGCCGCCGCGAGCGGUCGAGGCGCGGCGCUCCGCGAUCUUACCGGGGCUGCGCGAGUGGGUCACGUGAUGCCGUACGUUACGUUUGUAGAACUGUGUCGUCGGGAUUCCGUGCUACAAGAAGCCCGAUGUGUCUGUGUUUGGAGACGGCUGCAUUUUUCAAGAAUUUGUGCACCAAUUGGUGUGCAUGGCAUCUCUACUGGCGGCACACCUCGUGCAAACUGGUGCGCCGGCCGCCGCGCCGCGCUCCAGCCUCGAUGACGUCGCGGCCCAGAGCCUCGUUUCGUCGCAAGCCCCACGUCGUGCCGCAGCAGAAGUACCUGUUCCACAUCCAUGUACCUAGGAGGAGGUCCGACUCAGACGCUAUCUAGUGGCGUGGCUAUGGAAUUACACCAGCCCGUUGAUAGCACGAGAGAGUUGUCGCGGAAACGGAAGGGCGCUUACAGUAAGGACAGUGAUGGCGACGAUACAGGGGACGACUCGAUGUCUGUUCGCACAACGGACACCAACAAGAAGCAGAACCACAGCGAGAUCGAGAAGCGCCGCCGGGACAAGAUGAACACGUACAUCACGGAGCUGUCGGCGAUGGUGCCCAUGUGCCACGCCAUGUCGCGCAAGCUGGACAAGCUGACGGUGCUGCGCAUGGCAGUGCAGCACCUCAAGACCAUCCGCGGCGCCGUGCACUCCUACACGGAGGGCCACUACAAGCCCGCCUUCCUGUCCGACCAGGAGCUCAAGGUCCUCAUUCUGCAGGCAGCUGAAGGUUUUCUUUUCGUGGUGGGCUGUGAUCGGGGAAGAAUUCUGUAUGUCUCGGAGUCCGUGUCGCAAAUACUCAACUAUACACAGGGUGAUCUCUUGGGACAGAAUUGGUUCGACAUUCUGCAUCCAAAGGAUGUUGCGAAAGUGAAGGAACAGCUGUCCUCUUCAGACUUGAGUCCUUGUGAAAGACUGAUAGAUGCCAAGACGAUGCUUCCCGUGAAAACGGACAUGCCGCAAGGAGUGUCGAGGUUGUGCCCAGGAGCGCGGCGGUCAUUCUUCUGCCGCAUGAAGUGCAAACUGUCUGCGCAAAUCAAGGAAGAAGCUGAUACAACCACUGGUUGCCACAGGCGCAAAAAAACGCAGCAUGUAGAUCGCAAGUACUGCGUGGUCCAGUGCACGGGCUACCUCAAGUCGUGGGCGCCGGCCAAGAUCGGUCUGGAGGAGUCCGAGGGGGAAGGCGACGGGGAGUCGUGCAACCUGUCCUGUCUGGUGGCCGUCGGGAGGCUGCAGCUGCCGAUGGCGCGGCACGGCUCCUCCCGCAGCCCCGGGUCUCGGCAGCCGAACCUGCGGCCCAUUCAGUUCACCUCCCGCCACGCCCUGGACGGCAAGUUCCUGUUCGUAGACCAACGCGCAACUCUAGUGCUGGGGUUCCUGCCGCAAGAGCUGAUCGGGACCAGCAUGUAUGAGUAUUACCAACACGAAGACAUCCCUCACCUUGCGGAGUUCCACAAAGCUGCACUGCAGUCGUCACAACGGGUUACGACUCAGGUGUACAGGUUUCGGAGUAAAGAUGGCAGUUUCGUGCAGCUCCAAAGUGAGUGGCGAUCGUUCCGAAACCCUUGGACCAAGGAUAUAGAAUACCUCGUUGCGAAAAAUUCUCUUGUUUUGUCAGAAAACCAAGCCAUAGGUAGCAGUGCUGUGAAGACCGAAGGCUUGAACCAGUCACAGGGAAAUUUUGAUUUCUUCUCACAAACAGGCAGCGGGGGGCGGGAGAUGCAACGGCUCAUCAGCACCCACAUGGAGGUGAGCAAGAUCGGGCGGCAGAUAGCGGAGGAGGUGCUGGACUCACAGAGGAGGAGCUGUGAGUCGUCUCCCAACAGCAGCCCGUCGCCACCCGAGGCCGGCCCCAUGCAGGUGGCGCCCGGCACCGAGUCACCAAAUUCGCUGAGCAAUUCCAGUGACCAAAACUCGCAGCCGCAGCAAAGGAUGCGAGGAUCGUUGCAUCGCCCAAAUAGUAACACAUCACCAAUGUUCAACAACAUUCGGAACAAUGUGCAACUUUCAGAAGCCAGUGAUCCAGGCUUGGAGCCGGAUGACGAGAUGCUGGAGAUGAUGGGCAACACUGUGUUGCCACCCGGCUCGCCUAGCGCCAACGCGACGGACGGCAACGACGAGGCCGCCAUGGCGGUGAUCAUGAGCCUGCUGGAGGCAGACGCAGGUCUGGGCGGGCCCGUCGACUUCUCCGGCCUCCCUUGGCCGCUGCCCUAGGCCCGCGGGCCGCCGGGACGCACACACUACAAGUACCUGCACUGCCUCCGCGCUCUUUUCAACUUGCUCAACCCACCCCUAUUUUAACAACAUGAAUAUCGACCAAAUAUCAGAAUACAGAGAACUGUCAUGAGUGAUAGAUAUAGCGCCUAGAAAUCACUUCACGUGAAGUUAAAUUGUUGACACGUUUUAAAGAAACAAUAUUUUUUAUAUUUGUGUAAUGCCUGAAGACAAGUUUUUCUCUUCAAGUUGUGGGUCAGUGCAUAUAGCAGAAUUUUGAAAGUGAAACCUGCAGAUAUAACUAUUUGCUGAGCAUCUUAAUUUUAUAAGGUGUAUCAACAUUAUGUGAAUCAUGCAAGAAUACUUUUUUACGUGAAGAGUUGCAUCAUUAUCGAGUUGGUGAUUUUACACCGUUUGUACAAAUACAAAGACAUGCUGUUUAUACCGUCCACAAGAGCUUUUCCAGAGUGCCAUUCAACUGUUUUAUUCAGAUCAAUGUUUCUGCUAACACUUGUAAUCUUGGUUCAAAAAUUUUUAUCCUUGCCCCCAGCAAAAAUAAAAUUAUAUUUUUUUACUUGUUGCCAGUAAGUUUUGUGUGGGUACACAACAGAAAAGUCACUAUGCAAAGUGCAUGAUGACACUAGUCAGGUAUCCAGCAUUAGGUGAUAAUGGGUGCGAAAUGCCACAAGAAUUAACAUAAAUGGUUAACAGCUAACCAUCCUUUUCACACUUUUAGCUCACAUGUUAGAAAGAAAAAUUUGAAAAGCACUAUUCACUAAGACAGGCUGCACUGGAAUAUAAUUAAUUACAGGUCAGUCAAUUGAGUUGCAAUACAUAUCAUUAAAAAAAUAUUCACGUAUGUGCACAGUUUGCAUUUUGUGCAGUUUUUCUCCAUUUACAGUGGGGUAUCACAAGAAAUUAAAAAUACACUGUGUGUUGAUCUAUAAAUUGUUUGUAGUUUCUUUGAUGACCUUUAAGUGGAAAUACUUUCCUUGCAUUUUGUAAGUGCUUAAGCAUAUCAGUGUGCAUGACAAACUUUACAUUGACUGCAGUGUUUCCCCAGUUCUGAAAUAGUUUUUGCAAAGUGAAUUUGUUGAAACUCAGUACUUUGUUCUGACUUCUGUCAUCUCCCGGUCCUAUUUUAAAAACCCAUUGUGUCUGGUUCACUCAGUGGCGUAGCCAGGAUUUGUGUAUGGGGGGUGUUAAGAAGCAUGCCCCCCCCCCCCCCUCCGUAUUAAAGUGGGGGGUCCGGGGGGCCCUCCCCCGGGAAAAUUUGUAUUUUAAUGUGUAAAAUAGUGCUAUUUUAGCAGUUUUCGGUACUUAAAUUUAAAUAUUGUAAUGGUAAAAUUUUUAUUAAUUUUAAUAUGAAAUUUAUGUAAGUGACGAAUAAGAAAUAAAUUAAAGAUUUGUUGCUAAGGGGGGGGGGGGGGGUUUGAACCCCUAAAACCCCCCCCCUGGCUAUGCCCCUGGGUUCACUUCAUGCAUACAAAUAAUAAAGGUGCAAUGUAAUCUGCUAGUGCAUUCAGACACUGAACUGGAACAAAUGCAGUUACAGUUACAAGCUUAAAAUUUAGGUUAAGGAUAAAUACCAUCACAUUUUUGGUAUUUAAAUGAUUUGAUAUUCAAGGAAUGGGGAGGGGGGGGGGGGGUGAAAGUGACAUACAUAAAUCCAAACACUAACAAACACCUGUUUAGUCUACAGUCUUUAUAUGUACAGAAACUAUCAAAGCAUUAGUUGUAUCUGCCAACAGCUACAGUGCCCUCAGAAUGUUAGUUUUUCAUUGUAGGGAUUAUUGUAAAAUAUUUGAUUCCAAUUUUUUUUUUCAAACUUAAGUUUACACGUUUUUCCUCACAUAUUAUUUUAUUCCUGCCUUUUGAGAUCUAUAUUUGAAUAUGAGGCACUCUUUUAAGAAACAAAUUUUAGUUUGGGAUUUGAGAAAAAUUGGAUUUGACCCAUCACCAAUUUUGACGAAAAAUAUUGCAAGCAUCAAUAACUGAUGGAAGUGUUGUGGCAGUAUGGAACAGUGCAACUAGUACCCACCGUGUAAAGACAAUCAUCUAUUGUCUAGUCAGAUUGGCGCAUUCCCCAUCCCUAGUAUGCGUUUGUUGUUUACACCAUGCAUCACCUGAGUUCAUUAGGAACAAAAGCCAGUAGGACACAUACAUACAAUCUUCGAAAUCAAGGAACCUUACACUGAGACAUUCCAAAGAAUAAAACUGUAGUGGCUAACCAAUUAAACAGAGUGGUAUAAUAAUUUCAUGUUUCAGUAUUCCUGGGUUUUUUGACUGACCGGUGUACAAAUAUUCUUCCCUCCGAUAUCCAUUUCUACAAUGAAUAAAACAAAGCUUACUUGGUAUACAUGAAAUGCAUUAACAUGUGGACUAAAGUGUGACUUAGAUACAUAGCAGUGGAUUGUGUAACAAACUUACUUUAAGAGUGAAAAUGUACUGUACUAUGGUGUUUUAAAUGUGAUGUCAAGGCCUUUAAAAUUAGUUAAAGAAAAACAAGCAUAAUCAUUAUUGUGGACUAUUAACAGCAGCUUCUGGUUAUUCUUGUAAUUGGUUCAAUAAGGAGCUUACCACAGUUAAACAUCUGCCUGGUCAAUGCUACUAUUAAAAAUUAUUAUUUUAAGAUUCUUAUCUUGAAUUCUUACAAGAAGAGGCGUCCGAGUCGGGGCUCACCAAUUCUUAAACUGUGCGAGUAGAAGCAGGUAGGUGCCUCAACUUCAACAUCCUAAAAUACCUCGCCUCAGUGGACCUUAGGAAGCGAGAAAUAGACUUUUAAAGAUUUUAAAGUAGAGAUUGAGGAAUAUUUUUUCUUGAAUUGCCAAGUCAGUGGAGCAGCGCAGUGGUCAAGCCAGCCCGCCGGCUCAGGUUUUGAGUAAAAGAAACAUUUAUGAAAAUUCUAUCCAGUAUUUAUCUACACUGAUUUCUAUUUACUUUCUGAAGAAAAAUUACAUUUUUUCCAUUUUAUAAUAAAAUGUUUCAUGACAAAUCACUGCAGACACAUGGCGAGACGCUGUUCACAACUGUAUAGACAGUUUUAAACUGUAGGAAAAAAAGUAUAGGAAUGGCCGACUAUAGGGGAUUUGAAAUAGCUGCCAGAGCCAUGUACUCUGAAUGCACAAAAGAGAAUGAAGAAAAAGGAUCAAAUGGGGAUAUAACAACAAAACGUUGCUAAUGAAGAACGAAAGUCAAAAUCAUAAACCACGCUCUAUAGUAAAUACAAUAAAAAAUGUACCAAUUAAAACAAUUCUCGUUUAAAUAUAUUAACUAAAUUACAGUAAACUUUACUAAAUUGAAUGUAUUAAUUUUAAAUAUAUGCAUUUAACUGUUUAAAUAUAUUUAAAUUUAAAUUCAGAAAUUAUGGGUUUAAAAUUGCAAAUAUAAAAAAAUUACAUCAGUGGGUAUCAAACCUGAUCCGGCAGAUUGUCAGACACUGCACUUGACCACUUUGCCAUGCCACUGAUUUGACAAUUUCGGAAAAAAUAUCCCUCAAACUCUACUUUAAAAUCUUUAAAGAGCUUUUUCUCACUUCUAGGGCCCACUCAGGCGAGAUACUUCAGGACGUUGAAAGGGGCACCUAUCUGCUCCUACUCACAGUUCAAGCCAAAUUGGUGAACCCCGACUUGGACCCUUCCCUUGUUAGCAAAAUAACAAACAUAACAUCUCCACAGUCCAAGUGUGCCUAGCAGUGGUUUUGAACCUCGUCAAAAAUAUAUUUUCUUACAACAGUAUAAUCCUCUUACGAAGUUUCUGGAAUAAUUGGGAAAUUUAGAAUGAAAAUUGUUUUUAAAAGAGUGAAAUGACAAAUGUAAAGGCAAUUUUUAUUGCUGUUAGCUAUAGCUGCUGACUAGUACCUGGAAAGUCAUGGAGUGGGACUAUAACCCACAACCGUGUGAAUGCAAACCAAUUUCUCAUCAGUUUAGUGUAUUUGUAAAACUGGUCCAACACCGAGCCAUAACAUGAAGCUCUGAUGUCAAACUGUUUUAUAAGAUUUUUGUGUGUCACACUACCUUACUGAUAUACAAAAUUUUUAGGUGGCAUUUUAUGAGAUUUGAUUUAGAAAAGCUGCUGCUGAGACUGCUUUUAUUGCACUUACUGUCAAAUAAAUAUCUAGAACUAACCAACAUUGUUUAUAUAUAUAAACCCUACAUCCUACUCUGCAAUAGCAGUGUAAGUACCACUCUGAGUAUGGAUUUUGUGCAAAAGCAACACAGAACUGUAACGUAACUAGCAACUCUUUAAACAUGUCAAACGCUCCUCUCAUUUCCUGGACAAUCAGGUAAUAAGUUUUCAAACCUUUUUGAUUUUUACACUACAGAUGGUAAUUUUGUGUCAUUUCAUAGGAAGUUAAGAACCAGAAAUUAGAUGUAAUAACAUGAAAAAGAAACCAAGGAAAACAAAUCGUAUGUUUCUGGCUGAAAGGCACAUUUGAUAGUUAAAUUAUUAGACAUGAUUAGGAUUAUUCCAAUCCACUGCUAUAAAUAGUUACUGUGCCAUUAUUUUCAUUUGUUCGUUUAGCACAAAUAAAGUGUUGUUUGUGUAUAUACAUGUAUUUCAGAGAAGGUAAUUUGACUAGGUGAAAUCUGUUAUGUGUUUGUUGAGUUCUUUAUAUUCAUUGUUGCUGUGCUGAUCUGUGAUUGUGAGUUGUAUACACUGUAUAAUGUAUAUAAUUCAAGUGAAUAAGAGUACCAUGCAGACAAAAAAAAUUAUUCAAUAUAUUAAGAGGACCAAAGGGAAAUGCGUGAUUGACUAGUGAUAAACAGCUAUUGUUGUUGAAUUGUUUAUGAAAAGGUUGUACAAAUAUCUGUAUUUCCAAUGUUUAAAGAUCAAAAAGUAAUAAAAUAUAUUUAUAUUUAACUAAA
Bacillus rossius redtenbacheri is the source of this 9537-nucleotide messenger RNA. Its product is annotated as protein cycle. The record is from RefSeq and is a predicted model, not a curated record. Lineage: Eukaryota; Metazoa; Arthropoda; Insecta; Phasmatodea; Bacillidae. Gene Ontology annotation, cellular component: cytoplasm; transcription regulator complex; nucleus. The coding region runs from base 2756 to 4669 and encodes 637 amino acids. The transcript is spliced from 15 exons. Gene Ontology annotation, biological process: regulation of transcription by RNA polymerase II. Gene Ontology annotation, molecular function: RNA polymerase II cis-regulatory region sequence-specific DNA binding; DNA-binding transcription factor activity, RNA polymerase II-specific; protein dimerization activity.